AGCGCGCUGCCGAGCCGCUGAUCUCCGCAGCGUAGAAGAAGACAAGCAGGCGAAACACGCCGUACGAGUUUACUGUCAACUGGGGGGGAAAACUAUCUACUUAAACAAUGAAAACAUCAAAACAGCUGAAACAGAAGAUGAACGAGAAACAUUCCAGUAAAAAGAAGUUAAAGAAAAAUGAUGACCCUGCAUCAGAUGAUCACCUCCAGCAGAUUCCCCGUCGAUUGCGUGAAAUCAUGGAGAGUAUGAAAGAGGGUCCCCAAAAGAGGAAAAGAGCCUUUAAGCCGAAGGUGGACUCGGGAGAUAUUCCUAUCCCACACUUCGGCCGAGGGCGACGGGAGACGGAGAAGCAUUAUGUGCAGCGCAUGAAUAACGAGAGCAUGCACGUCCUCUUCCUCACGAACAACCAGGUGGAUCGACAGCCGGAGGUCGAGCUUAAGAAAGAGACUGAGCAGAAUAAAUCUGUCAAGAAAAAUAGACUCCAUAAAGGCAAACUUCUGCAGCAGAAAAAGAAGCUAAACCAGCAAGAGGAUCGUGUGGAGGAGGAGAUGUUUAAAGAUGAGGUACCGUUUGGAGAAGUUGCCAUGGCGCCUCCAUCACUGAGUGUUAAACCAAGGAAAGCCAUAGAUAAACCCCAGGGGGCUACCAAAGGUCUUCUACUGAACUCCCUCCUGGGUCACAGUCCUGUGUCGGUCGGAAAACCCUCAAUGGCGAGGAAGAGGAUAAUGGAGGAAGAGCGUGAGAGAGUGGUGCAACUGUACAGACAGAUGAAGCAGAAGCAGAGAGACAAACACGAGCAGGACAAGGCUGCCAAGACCUCCACAUGAUGCUCUGCUCUCUGUAUUAUAUAGUAUUAUAUUAUAUCUCAAUGUAUAAUUCAUUUUUCUGUACAUUUUUGCUACCUCUGCUGGUCGACAAUACAAGUGAUUGAUUUUAUGAUUAAAUAUUAACAAGUGGAUGUAGCAGGACUGUGUAAAAGGCAAAAAAAUAAAUGUUCACACUUUUAUAUAAUGCA
Molecule: messenger RNA, 1015 nt
Organism: Puntigrus tetrazona (Sumatra barb)
Lineage: Eukaryota; Metazoa; Chordata; Actinopteri; Cypriniformes; Cyprinidae
Gene: ccdc137
Product: coiled-coil domain containing 137
Exons: 6
Coding region: 108-827 (239 amino acids)
Source: RefSeq, a predicted model, not a curated record